This is a messenger RNA of Colossoma macropomum (tambaqui), 948 nucleotides long. Its product is annotated as protein S100-A13-like. Gene Ontology annotation, cellular component: perinuclear region of cytoplasm. The record is from RefSeq and is a predicted model, not a curated record. Bases 118 to 432 code for a protein of 104 amino acids. The transcript is spliced from 3 exons. NCBI's taxonomy places the organism in Eukaryota, Metazoa, Chordata, Actinopteri, Characiformes, Serrasalmidae.
CCUGACGUGGGUGGUAGGAGGAUACCAAAGUCCUCCAGGCGCUGGGGCGGUGUUAAAACACCAGCACUAACUUUAGCCACGGAGUUUAAUCCAGAUCCGGAGGCUAAAACCGACCAAAUGGCCUCACAGUGCACAGAUCUAGAACUGGCCAUCAAUACCCUGGUGACCCAGUUCCAUGCAGCCUCACCUACUGUAGGUCCAACUUUGACAGUGGAGGAGUUCCAGAGCAUGGUCACCAAAGAACUGCCAACCAUGGUGAAGACUGCUGGUGAGCAGGAGGGGCUGAACGAGCUGCUGAAGGAGAUGGGAGUGGAAGAGGGGCAGGGAGUCACCUUUGAGAACUUUUGGGUGCUGGUGAAUUCCCUAGCCAGCACUCAGUUUGGGCUGCUUCAGAAAGACAAAAGUGUUAAAUGUAACUGCCUGUUACUCUGAGGUCUAGGCAAGUGAAUAAACCAAACCCGAGCAAACAACUCCAAUCAGCCUCUCCCACUUUCUGCAGUCUGGUGCAAUGCUAUCAAAGAAACCUAGCAGGCCCUGCAUCACACCUCUCAGACCUUAUCAUUAGCAUAUUAUCAAUUUCUCCAGACAUAUUCGACCACACCUGCAAUCUAAAUGGUUAAACACAGCCAACAUUACAACUGAAACUUACAACUGGCUAAUAGUUGUAAAUGUUAUAAGGAAGAACCUUUUUUAUUUGCUGAUAAGCUCUGGUGCUGCAGGUUUUUGUUUUUGUUUAAAUGUUUCUGAAUCAUCCUGUCUUUAUGAUAUUUUUGUACAAUAAUGAUGAUAAAUGAACUGGAGACCUAGAAAUUAUUUUAUUUUGUCUCUGUUGUUUCAAGACAAAUUAUUUGAUAAAUAUCUGUUUUACACACAAUACAUUUUUGUAUACAAUGAAAAAAGUGUUGUAACAGAUUAUGGUGUGACAUUAAAAUAAUACAAAAUAUGGAA